UCUCAAAGAAGCAGAAGAACAAAGAAAUCCUGUAAACACUCGUGGAUCAGUGUACAUGUCAGCAAGUCGCUUCAAAUAAUUGUUCAUUUCACCUUAGUACAGAAAGGUUAGUAUGUAUGUCAUGUAGUAUUGAGCCUACGAACGCCUUGGGCAUUUAUGACAUUGAAAGAAGGAAGAAGAACACAGUUUAACAAACGAUUUUUGUUUCCAUGAAUACAAUGUUUGACCUAAAGUGCGAAAGCUCUUCAGGUGAAGAGGAAGAGACGGAGGGAGGAGAGUCCAGUUUAACCGCACAGGUAUCUAGAUGUGCGAAUGUCUCAUCAGCGGAUUUGGACGAAUUAGAGCACAACCGGAACGAAUCUAGUACUGUAAAGCAAACAGUAUGGGCGGUGAACUGUUUUAAAGCCUGGCUGCGUGAAAAGCAGCUGACGAUCGACUUUAAAACCGUCGAGAAGUCGGAGCUGAACUCGGUGCUUCGCGAGUUUUAUGGCUCUAUUCGGACGAGCAAAGGAGAGCUGUACGGCAUCAGCAGCUACGUCGGGCUUCGAGCUGGACUGAAUCGGUUCAUCAGUGAACCUCCGCUCAACCGGGUGUGGAAUCUGAUGCAGGACACCGAGUUUAGGGCCGCCAAUAAUGUUUUCAAAGGCGUCGUUAAGCAGAUCCGACGCUCCGGGAGAGAUAUAACAGCACAUUACCCCCCGAUUUCACCGGAGGACCAGCACCUACUGAAGCAUUCUCCUGCACUGGACCCUGGCAACCCGAGAGGCUUGUUAAAUAAGGUCUGGUACGAUAUCCAGUUACAUUUCGGACUCAGAGGUAAGGAGGGCAACCGACACCUGCAGGCGGACUCGUUUGCUCUGAACCGAGACCAAAACGGAUUCAAAUACUUCACGAUGACAUUACACGAGGACGCGAAAAACAUGCCGGAAAAGGACAAGAAAACCCGCAGGGCUAUGUAUGAAGAGCCGGGCAAUCCUCUGUGCCCAGUCGCGUCUCUGGAGAAAUAUCUGAGCAAAAUUCCCACCAGCGCAAAAGCGCUGUAUCUGCAGCCCAAAAGGACGUAUGUGAUCACCGAUGAGAUGUGGUACACACCACUUCCACUGGGAGUCAAUUAUCUGUCCCAAAUGCUGCCCAAAAUAUGCAAAGAGGCCGGCACGAGAACGAUAUACACUAACCACAGUCUGAGGCUCACUGCGAUUCAAAGACUGACUGAAUCGAGGGAGAUCAUGGCGGUGUGUGUGAGUGUUCCAGUUCAGAUUAACACUCAGUGGCAGCAGCAGCAGCCGGAAUCCACUCCAUACUCGCCCAGCAGUGAACUGGACUCCAGCUCUGCCAGACAGGAGAGUCCCGUGAGCAGCCACAGUUGGGUGAAACAGGAACCGGAGCCAGAAGCCAUCCAGUGGGAAAAUAAAAACUCUGAUGCUGCCACUGAUGCUGACAAGGACAAAAAUCUCAACAGUGCUGUCACUACAUCGGUACCUUCAAUGGAGGGUUUACCCAGCAGUGUUAUGCUGAGCAUCACUAAACUUCAGUGUCUGCUGGAGAGCAAACAGGAGAGGAUUGAAGCUCUGGAGAGACAGGUGCAGGACCUGCAGGAGGAUCGCAGGUUCCUCCGCUCACAGAUCGAGAACCUCACCAGUGCUCUCUCUGUUCACGUCUGUCGAGGCAUUUCAGAUGAAACAACUGGAAAAAGUUAAUUGGAAAGUGUUUAUGUCAGAGCAUAAACUGUAACUGAAUGGACUCAAAGUAUGUUUGUUUUAUUGUUAUUAAUUUAUGUGAAUGAGUUUUAAACAAUUAUGUAUUAGGUAUUCAAUAUUUUUAUAAAAUUAUUAUUGUUAUUACUAUUAUCAUUAUCAUCAUUAUUAUUGUUAAGGAUAGUUUACGCGCAAGUGAAAAUGUACUCGCCCUCAUGUCAUUUCAAACCUGUGUGACUUUCUAGGGACCAUAAAAUGUCUUUAUCUUUUGUUGAUAAAGUUGUGGUCACAUUUACCACUGUUUAUCCAAUAUUCUUUGGCAAAAUCCACUUAUUUCAGUAGCAGCCGUGGGGGUGCCCCACUAAAAUAUCAUCCAUUUGAAAACAUAUAUGAACUGAAUGAAUCCUUGUAAACUUAAAUUCUAACAGCAAACAAUUAUUUUA
Molecule: messenger RNA, 2137 nt
Organism: Cyprinus carpio (common carp)
Lineage: Eukaryota; Metazoa; Chordata; Actinopteri; Cypriniformes; Cyprinidae
Product: zinc finger MYM-type protein 2-like
Exons: 4
Coding region: 210-1697 (495 amino acids)
Source: RefSeq, a predicted model, not a curated record